Molecule: messenger RNA, 2626 nt
Organism: Spinacia oleracea (spinach)
Lineage: Eukaryota; Viridiplantae; Streptophyta; Magnoliopsida; Caryophyllales; Amaranthaceae
Product: somatic embryogenesis receptor kinase 2
Exons: 4
Coding region: 374-2464 (696 amino acids)
Biological process (GO): protein phosphorylation
Molecular function (GO): ATP binding; protein binding; protein kinase activity
Source: RefSeq, a predicted model, not a curated record
UCAUCUUCUGUCUCUUCUCUCUCUCUCUCUCUCUCACCAUCUCUCUGUUUCUCCACCUCAAACACUCAACACAGUAACUUCUAGAGAGAGAAAACUGUUAGAGAGAGAAAAUCCACACAGUGGACUGGACACUCCACUCAAACCAAAACCCCUUUUUUAAAUUUAUUUUUAUUUAAUUCAAAUCAAUUCUUUUUAUUGGCUAGAUUCUUCAAACAAAACCAAUUAAAUCCACAAACCAAAAACCUCAAAAACCCCAAAAACAAAAAACAGAGCACAACAAUGGCAACAACAUAAAAAAACAUAGUGAUUAUCGAGAGAUAAAUCAAAUCACAACCUUAAAUCCCACAAAAAAAAAACCCACCAAGAUUUAAUCAUGUUAAUAAUGUCCCCUAAUCUCCACACAAUCUUCUUCAUCUUCUUCAUCUUCAUCUUCAACCUCCUCUGUUUUAGUUCCUCUGUUUCUUCAACAAACCCAGAACUUGAAUCACUUCUGAAGCUCAAAUCAUCACUAGACCCAUCAAGCUUACACCUUUCAUCAUGGUCCGAAAAUGGUGACCCAUGUGGUGGGACCUUUGAUGGUGUGGGUUGCAAUGAAAAGGGUCAAGUGGCUAACAUUUCAUUACAGGGAAAAGGGUUAAAGGGUCAACUUUCACCUGCAAUUUCUGGGCUUAAACAUUUGACUGGAAUUUACUUGCAUUAUAACUCACUUGUUGGUGAGAUUCCCAAGGAGAUUGGUUCUUUGUCUAAGUUGGUUGAUCUUUAUCUUGAUGUUAAUAAUCUUUCUGGGGUUAUUCCUCCUCAGAUUGCUCACUUGGAAAAGCUUCAAGUUCUGCAAUUAUGUUACAACCAGCUAACAGGAAGCAUACCAACACAACUGGGUUCAAUGAAAAAGCUUAAUGUUCUUGCAUUACAGUCAAAUCACCUCUCAGGUGCAAUUCCUGCAAGUUUAGGAAGCAUUGAAACCCUAAUUAGGCUUGAUUUAAGCUUCAAUCAUCUCUUUGGUUCAAUCCCAACACCAAUUGCUGAAGCUCCAUUGCUCGAAUCUCUCGACAUUCGAAACAACACCCUUUCUGGGAAUGUUUCCCCUGCUUUACUCAGAUUAAAUGAAGGGUUUCAGUAUUCAAACAAUCCAGGAUUAUGUGGAAUUGGCUUCCUUACACUAAAACUUUGUCCUAAUUCUGACCACCUUGGUCAAAUCAGACCCGAACCAUAUGGAGGAAGAACAACAACAACAACAACAACAACAACAACAAAUGGACUUCCAAGAAAAGAAAUCCCAGAAACAGCUAAUGUUAACCUUCCAAAUUCUAAAUCCCCUCAAAAAAAAUCCCAUGCUUCAAUAGCUGUUGUAGUUGUGGUUUUAACCCUUGGAUUGUCACUUGUUAGUGUUUUCAUCUUCACCAAAUAUCGCCGUACAAAACAGAAACUAGGAACCUCAUUCGAGCUUUCUGACAGUCGUCUUAGUACUACUGAUGAUCAUCCACCUAGGAAAAACGGGUCACCCUUAAUCAGUGUUGAGUACCCAAACGGGUGGGACCCGUUAUCAGAUGUUCGGAGCUUCAACGGAUUCUCAAACGACGUGAUUCAAGGAUUCCGGUUUAACUUAGAGGAAGUUGAAUGUGCUACUCAGCAUUUCUCACCUUCUAACUUGUUGGGUAAGAGUGGUUUAUCAGCUGUUUAUAGAGGCGUUUUAAGAGAUGGUUCGGUUGUUGCUGUUAAGAAGAUUAGUAAAGGGAGUUGUAAGAGUGAAGAGGCCGAGUUUUUGAAGGGUUUGAAUGUGUUGACUUCUUUGAGGCAUGAGAAUUUGGUUAGAUUGAGAGGGUUUUGCUGUUCUAGGGGAAGAGGAGAGUGUUUUUUGGUGUAUGACUUUGUUUUUAAUGGGGUUUUGUUGAAGUAUCUUGAUUUGAAAGAUGGUGAUGCGAAUGUUCUCGAUUGGUCUGCUCGUGUUUGGAUCAUCUAUGGUAUUGCCAAAGGAAUACAAUACCUCCACACACCCAAAGUGAACAAACCAGCACUAAUCCACCAAAACCUCUCAGCCGAAAAGGUUCUAAUCGACCAACGAUUCAACCCAUUACUCGCAGAUUCCGGCCUAUACAAACUCCUCACAAACGACACCGUCUUCUCAUCACUCAAAUCAAGUGCAGCAAUGGGUUACUUAGCACCCGAAUACACCACAACAGGAAAGUUCACUGAGAAAAGCGAUGUCUAUGCAUUUGGAAUGCUCGUGUUCCAAAUCUUGUCAGGAAAGAAGAGAAUAACUAACACUAUUCGUGUUGGUGCUGAAUUACUUAGAUCACAAGAAUAUGUAGACUUCAAUCUUCAUGGGAAAUUCUCCGAGUUAGAGGCUGCUAAACUAGGUAAGAUCGCGUUAAGCUGUACUCAUGAAUUGCCUAAUGAAAGGCCUUUGAUGGAUAGUGUUAUUCUUGAGCUAGGUAGUUGUACUAAUUGUUAUAGGUCUCCAUGAUUUUCAGGACUAAUUUGAGUAAUUAGUGCUAAUUAAGGGUCGUUUUCUGUUUCGAGUUUUCUGAAGUAAAAACUGUGAUUUAAUUUGUAGGCUGUAGUAAGGUAACUUGUAUUAACUGAAGUGUUUCUGGGGGUUAUGCAAUGAAAUCUCUUGUUCCUAGUA